This is a messenger RNA of Dioszegia hungarica, 402 nucleotides long. Its product is annotated as transcriptional Coactivator p15-domain-containing protein. The transcript is spliced from 6 exons. The record is from RefSeq and is a predicted model, not a curated record. Bases 1 to 402 code for a protein of 133 amino acids. Gene Ontology annotation, molecular function: DNA binding; transcription coactivator activity. NCBI's taxonomy places the organism in Eukaryota, Fungi, Basidiomycota, Tremellomycetes, Tremellales, Bulleribasidiaceae. Gene Ontology annotation, biological process: positive regulation of transcription initiation by RNA polymerase II.
AUGCCUAGAAAGCAAGACCCAGAUGAGGAGUCGGAGGAAGAGGGCUCUGUGGAAGUGGAAGUCAAGCCGACAAAGAAGCGCAAGUCUGAGUCCAAGCCCGAGUCGAGCAAGAAGACCCCAAAGACCGCUGCGAAGCCUGAAGCCACAAAGGCUGGUGGAGCCGAUAUCGGGACCAAGCAGGUCAACGACGAAGGGAAGCCGUACAUGAACCUGUCGGAGUAUAAGCGAGUCACUAUCAAUGAAUUCAAAGGCGCAAAGUUGGUCGAUAUCCGCGAGGUGUACAAGGACAAGGCGAGCGGGGAUAUGAAGCCUGGAAAGAAGGGCAUCAGCUUGACUCUUGGCCAGUGGAAAGUUCUCAAGUCGAACAUAGACUCGAUAGACGAGAUGUUCGGCGACGAAUAG